This is a messenger RNA of Pistacia vera, 525 nucleotides long. RefSeq lists its product as uncharacterized. The record is from RefSeq and is a predicted model, not a curated record. NCBI's taxonomy places the organism in Eukaryota, Viridiplantae, Streptophyta, Magnoliopsida, Sapindales, Anacardiaceae. The transcript has a single exon. The coding region runs from base 1 to 525 and encodes 174 amino acids.
AUGAAGGGAGUACCUAGUAGAAGGGAUCGGCAAAAGUAUUGCAAGUUCCACAAAGAUAUUGGGCAUAACAACAACAAUUGCAGAGCUCUAAAAGAUGCAAUUGAGAACCUGAUAAAGAAGGGUCAUUUGAAAGAGUUUGUCAAGGGAAACCAAGCUCCCAACAAGCAAAAUGGCCAGAGUGGACAACCUCAACCACCCCUACUGGUCAACGAUGUCAUGGUAAGAAUGAUCUACGGGGGAGCUGAAGUUGUAGGCAACUUUAGGCAUGCUCGUGGACAAUAUGCACAAGAUGCUAAGACAGACUCAGUUCCCAAAGUAUUGAGUAGCGAAACAAGGCCACCAAAGCAAUCUAAGACAGAAAGUGAAGUAAUAGGCUUCAUAAUAGAAGAAAGCGACCUGGUACCUUGCCAUAACCAUGAUAUGAUCAUAAUCGUGACGAGAGUUGAUAACGGUAGGGUUUAUAGGAUAAUGGUUGACAACAAAUUGUGGUCAACGUCAUCUUCUUAUGAGCUUUCCGAGAAAUGA